AUGAUUCGGCUAGCAUCAUUACAAUCAACUAGCAAAGCCACUUGUCAACACUACUUGACAAAGUGGCUAAACAAGUCAUCCACUGUCGUUGCUCCUACCUCUCAACUGGGUCAGGUGCAUCAGCAGCAGCAAUCAUACAGUAGCAGCAAUAAAUCAUUGACUCGUUUGACACAGGUCGCUGGGGAUCUCACUACUAGACACAGUGUCAUCAAGAGAUAUUAUCAGUAUGGACCAGGAGGACCUGGUGCUGGAGGUGCUGGAGGACAGAGACCACCACCCGAACAGCCUUGGGUACACCCUGAUGCGAUUCCCCCUGGAGAUGCAUUGAAGAAGUACACCAAAGAUCUAACAGAGAUCGCAAAGAGUGGCAAGCUUGACCCUGUCAUUGGACGUGAUGAAGAGAUCAGAAGGACCAUUCAAGUUCUGAGCAGGAGAACAAAGAACAACCCUGUCUUGAUCGGUGAGCCUGGUGUUGGAAAGACAGCGAUUGUCGAAGGAUUAGCACAGAGAAUCAUCAAUGGAGAUGUACCUGACAGUAUUAAGAACAAGAGAGUACUAUCACUGGACCUUGCCUCAAUUGUAGCCGGUGCCAAGUUUAGAGGAGACUUUGAAGAGAGAAUGAAGUCGAUUCUAAAGGAUGUCGCCCAUUUCAAAGGUGAGGUCAUCCUAUUCAUCGACGAACUGCACACACUGGUUGGCGCAGGUGCUGUCGAAGGUGGCAUGGACGCAUCCAACAUGCUCAAACCUCAACUGGCACGUGGUGAUCUUCAUUGUGUCGGUGCAACGACAACAUCAGAGUACAGAAAGUACAUUGAGAAGGAUCCAGCAUUGGCCAGACGUUUCCAAUCAGUGCUCGUCACUGAGCCAUCCGUGGAGGACUCCAUCAGCAUCAUGCGUGGUCUGAAGGAACGUUACGAAGUACAUCAUGGAGUGCGCAUCACCGAUGGUGCGUUGGUGUCAGCCUGCGUCAAUUCACAGCGCUACAUCACCGACAGAUUCCUUCCAGACAAGGCAAUCGACCUCAUUGAUGAGGCGGCCAGCAGACUCAGAUUGCAACAGGAGAGCAAGCCAGAGAACAUUGAGAAUCUCAACCGAAUGAUCAUUAUUACCAAGAUCGAGAUCGAAGCACUCAAGAAGGAGAAGGACGCAGUGUCAAAGGAGCGUUUGGAGAAGUUGGAGAAUGACCUCAAGGAGAAGGAGACAGAGUGCAACCGUCUCACUGAUGUGUGGCUCAAGGAGAAGAUCGAGCUACAAAAGAGAAAGACCGCCGCAGAGAAGCUGGAGAAUGCUAGGAUCGAGCUACAACAGGCUCAGAGAAAGGGAGACCUUACACGUGCUGGAGAGCUUACCUACGGUAUCAUCCCCGAGCUGGAGAGUCAGCUACCAAAAGAAGGCGAGGAGCUUAAUCUGUCAAUGAUCAGUGAGGCUGUUACUGCCAAGGACGUUGCUUUGGUCAUCUCCAAAGCCACCGGUAUCCCAGUGCACAGUUUGAUGAUGGGCGAGAAGGAGAAGUUGCUACACAUGGAGGAGACCAUUGGCAGCUCAGUUGUUGGACAGAGCGAGGCAGUUACCGCCGUGUCGAACGCAGUGAGAAUCAGUCGAGCAGGCUUGCAUGCACACAACCGACCAUUGGGCUCAUUCCUAUUCCUCGGACCAACUGGUGUUGGCAAGACCCAACUCUGCAGGACCAUGGCAGAGUUUAUGUUUGACAGUCCCAGCUCACUCAUUCGCAUUGACAUGUCAGAGUACAUGGAGAAGUUCUCAGUGUCCCGUCUGAUUGGUGCACCACCCGGUUACGUUGGCUAUGAAGAGGGUGGCACGCUCACAGAGGCCGUGCGCAGACGACCCUACUCACUGGUGCUGUUUGACGAGUUUGAAAAGGCCCAUCGCGAGGUAUCCAACCUACUGCUGCAGAUGCUCGACGACGGUCAUCUCACCGAUAGUCAGGGCAGAAAAGUAGACUUUAGAAACACAAUGGUCAUCCUUACGAGCAAUCUUGGUGCCGACAUCCUGGCCAAUCUGCCAGAGGGCACACCCAGCUCAUCAGCACGCGAAGAGGUGAUGAGUGUUGUGCGCUCCAGGUUCCAGCCCGAGUUCCUCAAUCGUAUCGAUGACAUUAUUCUGUUCAAUCGUCUUUCCCGCAGUGACAUGGAUCACAUCGUGGACAUCCAACUUCAAGAUCUCAGAAAGCUGUUGAGCGAAAGACAGAUCGCAAUCGUCGUUCGACAGAAGGCACUCAACUGGCUUGCCGAUCAAGGGUAUGACCCAGUGUACGGUGCACGUCCAUUGAAGCGUGUGGUUCAGAAGUACCUUCUAAACCCAAUGGCCAAGAUGAUACUCGAGGGCAAGAUACAAGAGAGACAGACCGUCACAAUUGAUGUGGAUGAGAAGACAAGUGAGCUAUUGAUAACAUCAUCAUCAACCAACUAA
Molecule: messenger RNA, 2430 nt
Organism: Acytostelium subglobosum LB1
Lineage: Eukaryota; Evosea; Eumycetozoa; Acytosteliales; Acytosteliaceae
Exons: 2
Coding region: 1-2430 (809 amino acids)
Biological process (GO): cellular response to heat
Cellular component (GO): cytoplasm
Molecular function (GO): ATP binding; ATP hydrolysis activity
Source: RefSeq, a predicted model, not a curated record